GACUAUAAGGUUGUCGUCCUAGGAGCCGGUGGUGUGGGUAAAUCGUCCAUAACCGUGCAAUUCGUGCAAGGUGUCUAUGUCGAAAGCUAUGACCCCACCAUUGAGGACUCGUACCGAAAGCAGAUAGAAAUCGACGGUAGGGCCUGUGACUUGGAGAUUCUCGACACGGCUGGUGUGGCCCAAUUCACUGCCAUGCGAGAACUCUACAUCAAGAGUGGUAAGGGAUUCCUUUUAGUAUACUCAGUCACUGACGAGAACUCAUUAAAAGAAUUGUUGACGCUUCGUGAGCAAGUGCUUAGAAUUAAAGACACUGAUAACGUGCCUAUGGUUCUUGUGGGUAACAAAUGCGACUUGGAAGAAGACCGUGUCUUGAGCAUAGACGUCGGAGUCAAGGUGUCGCAAGACUGGGGUUUGGUUCCAUUCUACGAGACCAGUGCCAUGUACAAGACCAACGUUGACGAAGCUUUCAUUGAUGUCGUUAGACAGAUAAUGAGAAAGGAAGCUGUCAUCACCGCGGAGAAGAAACAACAGAAGGAAUUACAGAAGAAAGAAACCUCACAGGCACAACAGUCUCAGAUAAAUAGCAAUGGUACUAGUGAAGCUGUCAAUCCAACAGCUGCGAAGGAAAAGCCUGUUGCCAACACAAGAUUACAACAAUCCACUAACGACCAUAUAAAGGACUCCUCUGGAAGCAAGUGCUGUGUCAUUAUGUGA
Molecule: messenger RNA, 714 nt
Organism: Scheffersomyces stipitis CBS 6054
Lineage: Eukaryota; Fungi; Ascomycota; Pichiomycetes; Serinales; Debaryomycetaceae
Gene: RSR1
Product: Ras family GTPase
Exons: 1
Biological process (GO): signal transduction
Cellular component (GO): plasma membrane
Molecular function (GO): GTPase activity; GDP binding; GTP binding
Source: RefSeq, a predicted model, not a curated record